UUAAUACAGCCUUCUGCUACAAAAGAGGAGAGAUCUGGGAGGAAGCAGCUGACUGGCAGACAGAGAGAGAGGAGGAUGCUGGGCAACAGGUGGUCUUGAGACAUGCUGGCUGAGGGACCGCUCACAGCAAACAUGUCACACACUGAUGUGCAGGGGUUUGCUCGAUCAUGCUGCCUGCAUACACCGCUGAUCCUUGACAAAACCUCCAUGUGCCCAUAGCGACGUCCAGCCAUGGCUGUCAGACAUGAGCUUGGCAAGACAAUCAGGAGAAUAGCUCGUCUCUUUUUCUGGUUCCCCAAAUCGCUGAGAAUUGCCAGGGGUAGGAAAUUAAAGCUUCUCUGGAGAGCUGCAGAUUGUAAAUACACAUGCCACUCUCAGUGCCAAGGCCAGGUACAACUGAACUGUGAACCGAAUGGCAAAUUAAUGGAAUGCUCACCUGCGUACGAAACAUUGGACCACUCCAACAACAAUGAUAAGGAGGAAGUUGAAAAGGAAAGAGAUCCUUUGUCGUACCUCAGUAAGGAAGAAACCAAAGAGAAGAUCCAGCUUUACAAUGCAGACGUUACUGACAAAUUAAAGAUGACACUGAAUUCCAAUGGCAUAUACACAGGUUUUAUAAAAGUACAGAUGGAACUAAGACGACCAAUCACUGUACGGACACGAACAAAUGUAGUACAAAGCUAUGCCAACGGCAAUGGAAAUAACACUGCCUUCUACAUGCCCAAAGGCAGCAUAAACAUUCUACAUAUCAGCAGUACCAACACUGUCCGUGAAGUCAUUGAGGCCUUGUUGAAAAAGUUCAUGGUUGCUGACAAUCCUGCCAAGUUUGCACUUUAUAAGCGCUGUCAGAAAGAAGAUCAAGUUUACAUGUGCAGGUUAUCUGACAGAGAACACCCGCUCUAUCUUCGUCUGGUUGCUGGGCCCAAUCUUGAAACCCUUAGUUUUGUACUACGAGAGCAUGAAACUGGAGAUGUCAUGUGGGAAGCCUUCUCAGUACCAGAACUGCAGAACUUCUUGCGCAUCUUAGACAAGGAGGAAGAGGAGCAAUUGCAGAGCUUGAAGCGACGCUAUUCAUCCUACAAGGAGAAACUAGAAGAAGCUUUGAGUGGGGUGCACAAACCUGGCUAGAGCUGAGGCAGAUGGGAUUCUCUAUGAUAAAGCACGGCAGAGCAUCACCGCUCUGUCCAACAGACUAACUUGCCAGGGUAUAUAUUCCUGAAAGGAUGUCUAUCUGACGUGUCAUAAAAUGGCCCUAAACCUAGUCUAUGUGGACAAGGAUAAUGACUUUCACUGGGACUUUCUAGAGGUUACCUCUGCACAGGUGGUAUUUGCUGCAGACAAUCCACAAAACAAAAGCAUUCAUAAAUGUGUUUUUUUUCCCAUGUAAAUUAUUAAAGCUUUAAUCUAUUAAGAUAAGAUUGUGUUAAACAUGUCAAGAGCUGUUAUUUAUGUGAAGAAAAUAGUUCUAUGGUGAUUGCUUAUCAGGGCCACUGUUUUAGAGUUUGGCCAAUUAAGGCACUCACUCGACACCUGAAGAUUCAGAAGAAUUAAUGAAGGUUGUUGGAGAAUUCCACUACGGGGCAUAAUGGCAAGUGAUGAAAUGGGAGGUGUAGAUGAGGGCCCAGAUGGGGGACUUUCUGAGAAUGAUGAGGAGGUUUUGGUUCAGCGGAAGUAGUGAGGGACGAUAAGGAUGCUGCCCACCACUGUGGGAGCAGAGGAGUAACUAUGCAGUCAGCACAACAUGUUACAAUCAACUUUGUGUGUCUUGUUGUGUAACUAUACAUAUACUAAGCUGCUACAAAGGACGUAGUAUAUAGAAAUAUUAAAGUCUGCCAUGGGAAGUCAACAGUACACGCUCAGCUGCUUUACGAACUAUAUUUCAUGGCAUUGGAGAGAUUUCAUGAAAGCUGUUGGUUAGUUGUAUGUAGUGAGAACGGAAAAGGGAUGUUUUUAGGUUUUCAGUUAAAACAUUAUUUUGAUGGCAAUCUUGGUUUUAUUAUUAUAGGUUAGCCACAUGGGAGGAUAGCCCUAGAGUGUUUUCCAUUCCUACUGCCGUGUGGAAGAUACUGGUAGAUUUGAUUCAAGUGUUAUUUUUAUAACCUGUACAGGGGCACAGACGCAGAGGAUGAAAGUAAUAAGCAAAGCUCUCGGCGAGGAUUGUACAGUGCGUUUGUGUUUUGCAGCAAUGAAACACUUGGUAUGAUAUUAUUGCAUGAAGAUGCAUGUUGUAAGAAAACCAAAGAACAAGCAAAUCAAAAGUGGUGUUACCCUUUUUGGUUUUAUUUUAUUUCAUUAUUUUAAAUUGUAGUUUUAAGUUUGUUUCUAAGAAGACUCUUGACACAGUGGCAAUUUUUAUGUUUACUUUUCACAGCAGGUUGAUGUGGUGCGCAUACGGCACGGAGCAAGACUGACUCCUUCUGGCCAGGCUCUUUAGCAUGUUAGCCUUCAUCUCUUGUAACAGGCGACUCUGACUAGGAUAAGCUUUGAGGGACACAGUGUUAAUGGGGUUUAUUUAUUUAUUAUUUUCCAUAUGC
Messenger RNA from Nanorana parkeri, 2534 nucleotides. It is a transcript of the gene RASSF3, whose product is annotated as Ras association domain family member 3. The record is from RefSeq and is a predicted model, not a curated record. Gene Ontology annotation, cellular component: cytoplasm. NCBI's taxonomy places the organism in Eukaryota, Metazoa, Chordata, Amphibia, Anura, Dicroglossidae. Bases 232 to 1128 code for a protein of 298 amino acids. The transcript is spliced from 6 exons. Gene Ontology annotation, biological process: signal transduction.